AUGACCAGUAGUACCUUAAAGAAAUCAGAAGCUAGAAAGAGAAAGGUUUCCUCAGUCCCAGCAAAAAGUAAAGCCUCUCUUGCUGCAUGUGGCCCAGAAAAGCUGGUAGCAACUGUUAAAGCGUCCCGCGUACAGUGCAAGCAGUUGGAGGACAAAGUCAGACUGCUGGAGGAAAGAAUUGAAAAAGACGGGGUAGGAAUUAGUGAUGCUCUUGAAAAUGACAUUCUAAAAAUUAUGGGAGGACAGAAUCUAGAAUGUACUCCUCACAUGAAGUUUUUUUGGGAGCAGCAGAUGAAACUGUUGCAAACUCGAAAAAUGGGAAGACGAUACCACCCACAAGUUAUUCGCUUUGCAUUGUCUUUGCAUGGCAAGUCUGCAGCUGCGUACAGAGAAUUACAAGAGAGUGGAGCUUUGAUUUUGCCCAGUGAGAGAGUUCUUCGUGAUUACAAGAACUAUUUUAAGCCUAAAGCUGGCAUAAAUUUGGAGAACAUUGAGUCUUUACGUGAGAAAGCUGCCGCAUUAACAGGCAUUCAACGAUAUCUGGUGUUGGUGAUGGAUGAGAUGAAAAUCCAGUCUAACCUCGUCUUUGACAAGUAUUCUGGUGAGUUGAUUGGGUUUGUUGAUCUUGGGGACCCAAUGACCAAUUAUGCCAGCCUCGGUGAAGAAGAUGUAAUGGCAACUCAUGCACUUGCAUUUUUGGUAAGAGGAAUGUGCAGUGACAUCAAGCAUGUCAUUGCAUAUUAUUUUACCGAGAAUGUUACCUCCUACCAGAUAAUGUCUAUGUUCUGGAAAGUUGUAGGAGUGCUUGAGUUGUCAUUAAACCUCUGGGUCAUUGCCGCAGUCAACGAUGGAGCAUCCCCUAAUCGUAAGUUCUUUGAACUCCAUUCCCAGUAUGUGAAUGACUCGGACUGUGAUGUUGUUUACAAGGUAAACAAUAUUUUUGCCACAACUCGCUUCAUCUACUUUUUUGCUGAUGCCUGCCAUUUAAUGAAGACUGCCCGGAAUUGCUUAUACAACUCGGGUUCAGGUUCUUGCAGUCGUCUGAUGUGGAACAAUGGCAGAUACCUGAUGUUCAAACACAUUGCUGACCUUUUCUACAGUGACCAGGAAUUUGCCUUGCACACAUUGCCAAAGCUGUCACUGGAUCAUAUAGUCCUCACUUCAUACAGCAAAAUGAAGGUGAAGUUAGCAACGCAAGUUCUUAGUCAGUCGGUUGCAACAGCAUUGGAAGAAAAAGAUGACGAGGAUGUUCUUGGUACAGCUGAAUUUUGUAAGAUGAUGAAUGAUUUCUUCGACUGCACAAAUGUUAGGUCAUUGACUGAGCAUGUUAGAAGAAGAAAUCAUUUCAUCAAACCUUACACUUCCCAAGAUGAUGAGAGAUUUGCUUGGUUGAAGGAUGUCUUCCUGCAAUAUUUGGAAAAGUGGAGAGAGAGCAUCAUGCAACGAGAGGGAGUCUACACUGCUGAUGAAAGGGGUAAGAUGUUUCUUUCGCUACAAACUUACAAAGGCCUCAAGAUUUAUGUCCACUCACACAUUGAGGCUAUUCAGUUUUUGCUUGCUGAAGGGUUCAAGUAUGUAUUGAGUGAGCGUUUUAUGCAAGAUGUGCUGGAAGAUUACUUCGGACACCAGAGAGCAAAAGGUGGACGUGCAGACAACCCAACGGCACAGCAGUUUGGGUACAAUGACUUGACCAUUGCGGCCCAGAGAGAUAUUGCCCCAGUAUUGAGAGGCAAUGUUGGUGGAAGAUACGAGAAGCAGAAGUGGAGUCAAGUCAGUGAUGUGCCCGUAAAGAAGCGGAAGAAACCAUCCAAAUAA
Molecule: messenger RNA, 1815 nt
Organism: Paramuricea clavata
Lineage: Eukaryota; Metazoa; Cnidaria; Anthozoa; Malacalcyonacea; Plexauridae
Source: the annotation of a GenBank genome assembly